Solanum stenotomum is the source of this 423-nucleotide messenger RNA. RefSeq lists its product as uncharacterized. The coding region runs from base 1 to 423 and encodes 140 amino acids. The record is from RefSeq and is a predicted model, not a curated record. The transcript has 3 exons. Lineage: Eukaryota; Viridiplantae; Streptophyta; Magnoliopsida; Solanales; Solanaceae.
AUGAAAGUUGCGAUGGUUGCUCGUGCAACCAAUAGCUUGCUUGAGUUGAGAACUUUUGCUGAAAAUUUGGGAGAAAAUAUCACGUUGUCCUUGGAAACUGACACAACUGGAGCAAAGGAAGAAGUAACAUUUCAAAGCAACCUUCAACCACUUUGUAUCAAGCGCAUAAAUUUGGUAAUACAAUCUUCAUUGAAACCGAGAUAUGAAUCAUUUCUUGCUGAAUUUUUUGGUUACUUCCACCCACGGACCUUGGUGGUGACAGUGAAUUCAGAUGCCCGAAAACAUGACUUUAUACAGGUCCUAAUGAAUGAGCUAGAAGGAUGGAACAGAGACGGUACCAAACGUUACAAACGUAGUGAGUACAUGUCUUGGUACAGUGCAUUGAAAAGCUUUACAGUCCUCAGAUCAACUGUAUUUGCAUGA